Molecule: messenger RNA, 282 nt
Organism: Brugia malayi
Lineage: Eukaryota; Metazoa; Nematoda; Chromadorea; Rhabditida; Onchocercidae
Source: the annotation of a RefSeq genome assembly
AGAGGGACAAGAAUUUUAAAAGAAUAUUCUAAAAUUAAGAAUGAUAUAGAGUCAUUUUCAAAGCUAGAAAGUGAUUAUAACGAUGCUAUCAGUUUAAUGAAAUCCACUAUUGAUGAAAACGAUGAAGAGUUUUUCUCUGAAAUUGAAAAUGAAUUACUGAAAUCAGAGAAAUUAGUUAAGCGUAAAGAAACAAAUUUCUUAUUUACUGAUGGAGCAGAUAAUACUGAAAUCCACUCAGGAGUUGGUGGAACAGAGAGCGAUGAUUAGACUGAAAUGUUGAUG